AUGAAUAACAAAAUGGCUGCCGAGACAAUCAUUGCCAUCUCUGAGCUGCAUCCCAAUUUUUCUCAUCCGAAAGUGGCCGGCAUCAUCAUUGGGAAAACUGAUGUAAAAAGCUUCCCUGACAGAAAAAAUAUUGGCACAGACAGAUUCACUUUUGGCUUCACCAUUAGGGACUCACCUGACUUCUUCAUUAAUGUGACAUCCUGGGGAAAUGGUGGCUACAUCAACGGGCUCUCCAACAGCUUCAGCAUUGGAGACUGUGUCACCAUUGAAAAUUCUUUGGUUGCCAACAAAGACCUAGAGAAAGGCGACCGAUUCUGUCCUACAACACCAAGCCACUACAGGCUGCUGGUGACAGAGGCUCAUUCCCAGGUGAGUCUGUGUGCUGACACGGACACCGUCGACAGGUUGCUGCCAAUGAUUCACCUGCCAGUGAAGGACUCAACAGAUUUCUACUCACUGGGGGACAUAGAGGCCAAUGGCCAGCGCCUGGACGGCACAGUGAUAAAUAUACUGGCUGCAGUGAAAUCGAUCGGAGAGCCAAAGCAGUUCACCACUUCAGACGGUCGCAAAGGGCAGAGACUGGAAGUGAAGCUCUUUGAUGAAUCUGUCUCUUCCUUCCCCCUCGUCUGCUGGGACAGAGAAGUCAUUCAGCUUGUGCAAACUUGGAUACCCAAGGAGACGGUUCUCUUCAUAGCUGAUGCAAAGAUUGGCUUUGACAGCUUUCGCAGUUGCAUGGCAGCAACCGUUAACUCGAAAACCAUUAUCACUGUCAACCCUGACACCAGGGAGGCCAGCCUGCUGUUCAGCUAUGCUAAACAAGUGUCUGAGUCUGGAGCUCUGGAUCAAGAUGAGAAGCCAGAGGAUGUACCUGUGGAUUCCAUCAACGAUGUGUACACGGUGAGCCAGCUGAAGCAGAAGGCCUGGGAGAAUCCUGAGGCUUUCUUUGGCAUCACAUACAGCUUCAUCUCCAGACUUGACCUCGAUUCCUCUGUUUCAAAAGUCAUCAGGACACAGUGCUCCAGGUGUAAGUUACAGGUGAGUGAGGACGCGCAGAGCUGCGUCAACCAGCUGUGUCCAGGGAGGGAUCAGGCCUUGUCAACCACCACAGGCUUCUGCCUGCUGGUGGACUUCACCGACCACACCGGCACCCUGCAUGCCUGCACCCUCAGAAGUCCAGUGGCAGAGAAGACACUUGGCUGCACAACAGACGAGUUCACCAGUUUGACUGAUGACGAGCGAACAGCGAUGAAGUGGAAAUUUCUUUUGGAGAGAUGCAAAAUAUACGUGAAGAUCCUCCCUUCCACUAAGAUGAGGAGUGGGAUCAGGGGGGUGGUCAUGGCCUGCUCCCUGGCUGACCCAGGGGAGGUGAAACAGCACAUGUCUGCCCUGUUGUAG
Messenger RNA from Seriola dumerili (greater amberjack), 1395 nucleotides. It is a transcript of the gene meiob, whose product is annotated as meiosis specific with OB domains. The coding region runs from base 1 to 1395 and encodes 464 amino acids. Gene Ontology annotation, biological process: resolution of meiotic recombination intermediates. Gene Ontology annotation, molecular function: single-stranded DNA binding; single-stranded DNA 3'-5' DNA exonuclease activity. The transcript has 13 exons. Lineage: Eukaryota; Metazoa; Chordata; Actinopteri; Carangiformes; Carangidae. The record is from RefSeq and is a predicted model, not a curated record.